UUAUACCUUACCAGGAAGCACGGAUCCGUCCCUGUGGCGGUUUAAGUAGGUUUUCGUUUGAUGAUCUUUGCAGCACGCCUCUAUAAUGGGACAUUUUUAUUGUUCAGAUUGUAACCUCCACAAGUCCCUUGAUUGCAGCAGGAAAAAAAAAGUUGAAUAAAUAAAUAAACGAAUAGGCCCUGGUGCAAGAUCAGCCUGUAAAGCAGCCGAAGAGGCUAAGAAUAAUGCCCAAAGUGCUCGGGAGUAAGAAAUCUCCGAGGGUGUAUUCUUGCGCUACUCGAUGCUUUCUUGGCGUGGGGGACCCGAGACCCACCACAUCUUUCCCUCUCUCCUCCACGGCUGUUUCUUCCCCGAAGGAGUCUCCCGAUGAACAUGUCCCACUGGAAAUUGCUUUGGCCAGAGCAAACGUCCGGUUACAUCACGAGACAGAAAAUUCUUCCAUGGUAGCCUGGACUGAACUUAGGGAAGGGAUAGAUCCACACUCACGCCCUUCGGUAGCGUGACACCCUUUUCUUGUUUUUCAGAACCAGACAGAGAAGUUGUUUGUCUUCUCCAAGACGAUGUUUAAAGGGACUUUCAUUAUCCUCAAAUUUCCCCACGAAAGCUGUAAUGGUUGGGAAGGGCUGCUGAACGUGACCUGGUACCUCCGCAGCUCUCGCUGUCACCAUGAGAUUUACAUCAACGAAAAGGAAGCCUCUGGCUACCUGACGGAGCCUGAAUUUGAGGCCAGCGUGCUUGGAGAUGGCCAGUAUAUUUGGAACUCCACUUUGGUGCAGUGCGGCCAGUUCCACAAGAUGAAUAUCCUGCAACUCCCACUGCCAAAAAGGUUGAAGCACCUGCCAGAUCAAAAGGCACCAGCAAAUGUGAGAAAGAGGGAAGCCCCCAAAGCAGCAGAAGCCAAGGGAGACAAGAAGGAAAAGGGGAAGGAGGACGGGACCGGCCACCCCAACAAAGAGGCCGCGAAGCCCAGCGAGGCCCAGGAUGCGAAGCCUCUUCCCUCAGCCAAUGGGAAAGCUGCAGAGGAUCCCAAGAAGAAAGGCGACGUGGCAAAUAGAAAGUUAGAGCCUGUAACAAUUGCUGAAACUUGGAAUGACGGCCCGUACAUCUUCAUCCUCAGUGUCAAGAACCCAUCGCCAAAGUGGACGCUCUCAAUUGACAUUCAGAUGAAGCACCCUGAGUACAAAUACAUCUCUGCCUCGGAGUGGUCUCUCAAGGUGUUCUACAUGGUGAUGUGCAUUGUCUACGUGCUGUACGGGGUCCUGUGGCUGAGCUUGCUGGCCUGCUACUGGCGAGACAUCCUGCGUAUCCAGUUCUGGAUCGGAGGGGUCAUCCUGCUGGGUAUGCUGGAGAAGGCCGUCUUCUACGCCGAGUUCCAGAGCAUCCAAAGCGAGGGCGAGUCAGUCCAAGGGGCCGUGAUCUUCGGAGAAGUCCUGUGUGCGGUGAAGCGGAUGCUGGCCCGGGUUCUCGUCAUUAUCGCCAGCCUGGGAUACGGCAUUGUCAAGCCGCGGCUGGGGGCCCUUCUGAACCGUGUGGUCGGCGUUGGAAUGAUGUACCUGAUCUUUUCCAUCAUUGAAGGCGUGCUGCGGGUGAAAUCAGAACAACCUAACACAGUCACCCUGGCCUGCGAAAUUUUUCUUGCUUUUGUGGAUUCCUGUAUCGUCUGGUGGAUCCUCAUCAGCCUGGUGCAAACCAUGAAGCUGCUGAAGCUGCGGAGAAACCUGGUGAAACUCUCUCUCUACCGCCAUUUCACCAACACCCUCAUCUUCGCUGUCAUAGCGUCCCUGAUCUUUAUCGUCUGGACCACAAAGACUUUCCGUCUUGCUACAUGCCAAUCCGACUGGCGGGAACUCUGGAUCGAUGAUGCCUUCUGGAGGUUCCUCUUUUCCAUCAUCCUGCUGGUGAUCAUGUUCCUCUGGAGACCCUCCGCCAAUAAUCAAAGAUACGCCUUCAUGCCGUUGGUGGAUGAGGGCAGCGAGCAGGAGGACGAGGACGAGGAGCAGGUGGUCAACGAAGUCUUUGGAAUGAAGAUGAGGGGUGGAAAACCAGAAGUCAAUGGAAUUCUGAAAGGCAACCGAGUGUUGCAGGAUGAAGACUUGAAAUGGGUUGAAGAAAACAUUCCCUCUUCCAUGGCUGAUGUCAUGUUGCCCCCUCUGCUGGACUCUGACGAGGAAAUAGUGACCACAAAGUUUGAAAUCUCCAAGAUGGAAUAAAGUUUGGAUCCUGGCAAGUUGCUUCAGCCGCACUCACUUUCUGGCGGGUUUUGUACAAAGGAUGCGUUGAAGAUGCCCACUUCUUUCUUUCAUUUUCCAACUGGUGGUUUUUAUGUUAUAUAUAAAUAUAUACACACACACACACACACAC
This is a messenger RNA of Python bivittatus (Burmese python), 2361 nucleotides long. The record is from RefSeq and is a predicted model, not a curated record. NCBI's taxonomy places the organism in Eukaryota, Metazoa, Chordata, Lepidosauria, Squamata, Pythonidae.